AUGGAUUUCUACUUUGCUCUUCAAAACGAGGCUCAAAAGUUCCUGACAACUUUCCACAAGAAAUGUGCGCUUCGAGACCCAAACAUUUUGCACCGUGAUCUUCAAAUCAUCGAAAAUGGUCGAAUCAUAUUUGAUUACGGUGAGUUCAUUUUUCCCUACCAAUUUUUCGGCUGGAAAAUUCAUCUUCUCCUCGAGAACUACACAUUUUGGUGUGGAAAACUUUUUUUUGCUGAAAAUCAAUCAAUUUGUUCCAAAUUUUCAGCUGGAAUUGCGCAUUUGAUGCGAAACUUCAGUGGUGACGUGAGUUUAAGCCACUGGUCGAGAUUCUUCGCUUAUUCGAGUUUUUCCUUCGAAAAUUGGCAAUUUUUUUGGCAAAAGUGGGCAGUUCGACUAACUGAUCAAGGAAAUUUGGAAAUCACAUUUUUCGAUGGUCCGAAUUAUACGCCAAAAUAUAUUUACAUUUUGAAAGCGGAUCCAAAUGUUGAAGGAGGCCAUAAAUUGCUCAAAAUGAUCAUUUUUGAAUGA
This is a messenger RNA of Caenorhabditis angaria, 525 nucleotides long. NCBI's taxonomy places the organism in Eukaryota, Metazoa, Nematoda, Chromadorea, Rhabditida, Rhabditidae. The record is from the annotation of a GenBank genome assembly.